Penicillium subrubescens is the source of this 1329-nucleotide messenger RNA. RefSeq lists its product as uncharacterized. The coding region runs from base 1 to 1329 and encodes 442 amino acids. The transcript is spliced from 7 exons. Lineage: Eukaryota; Fungi; Ascomycota; Eurotiomycetes; Eurotiales; Aspergillaceae. The record is from RefSeq and is a predicted model, not a curated record.
AUGGAUGCCCAACUCAGUGGCUAUGUCAAUGGUGACCUCUCUUUCCAAGCCCAUGGGGACUACGACUCCUCCGACAACGCUUUCCAUUACCGGUUUGGAGCAUACCUGUUCUACAAUAUCGGUUACAAGGCAAAGGCAAAGAUCCUGAGCGUGAUUGACUGGGCGACCGGAGAUCGCAUGGCGUAUAAUCUGGACAAGAUGCUCCAAUUGUACGAAAAGAAGGGAACAAUUCCAAUGUCGCACUCCAACGCGGAGAAGAGAGAUUCUUCGAUCCAUAGUGAUCGAAUCCCUCAAAUUGAUGCGGACUUGCUUGAUAACACUACCCACUCUGUUCUGAACCCAGCUGCGGACAUCUUUCGCCGAACUGACAUUAGUAGGAGUGGAGUCAAUUGUGCAUUCCUGAGUACAUACCAAGUCGUCAAUGAGAUCAAGGAUGCUGAUGGUGUCUCUGAAAGACUUACUGAGGACGUUCCGGGUUUGUGUGAUGACAUUGUCAAGCUUAACCCGUUGCAAAGCCGAUUCACAUUUUCCCAGGGAGAAAAUACACAAGGCCACGAUACAAAUGGAACAUGUCGGCAGGCAACAAGGGAUUUGAAUGCGGCUGUGCGGCGAAGUAUUCUCCAGCUACAGUGUGAUGAAUUCCCCUGGAAAUCCAGUGAGCAGGGAAUGAUGGGAAGCCUCACGUCUAACUGGAAACAAUUGAAUUCUGCUCUGCGGGAAGACUCCGACGUACCAAACCUCUGGGUGCCAUGGCAAGACAAGACAAAGUGGGUCACAGCCGGCGAUUACGGGAAAAAUGGCGACUACAAGCAAAAGCUUGUUUUGUACGAGAGCGCUAUGCCACCCCCAGAUGGCGCUGAUCAGGGAGACAAUGACAAAUUUUCCUGGGCCUACAAACGAGACUACGACGUAUCCUGGCUUCAGCCACAAUCAUCACUCACAGCAGGAGACUGGUGGGGUGCAGGUUCGCCCAAAUUUGACAAGCCCAACUACCAGGGACCUCUUGACAUGGACUCCAUUCUCUGUGCGAUCAACCACUUCAAUCAAGACAAAGCCUUCAAGCUGCCAGGGGCGCACCUCAAGCCUGAUGGAACUCCAUCAAAUAAACCCCAGAAGGAGUACAACGCCUAUUGUAUGCGAACCGAUGCGGGAGGUAUGCAGCCGGCGUCCUGGAACAUGCGCUUCAACAUGGGGAAGUGUCUUGUUAAAUUCCAGAACCCUGCGAGCAGCAGCCCGGGUUCAUCGAAAAGAGACAUGGGCAAAUGGCAAGGAUGGGAAGUCGAAAGCGUUGAAUGGGUGGAGGAUGUUGAUGAUGAAGAAUGGUUAUGA